AUGACUUUUAUGGGCCUGGUUGGUUCAUCUUUGGCCACGGCUCGAAUUUGCAUGAUCCUCAUUCCAGCCUUCCUCCUAUUCGGCUACAACCAGUCCAACCUAGGGGGCGUGCUGGAUUAUCCCUCCUUCACCCGGAACUUCCCCAGCAUCGAUACGAGCAACACCAAGGGAGCAGUCAAAGACCACAAUGCCACUGUCCAAGCCCUAUCCACAUUCAGUUACUUACCAACCGCGUCUUCUCUAGGCACUAUCGUCGCUGUCUACACCCUCGGCUGUCUUGUUGGCUCCCUGGGGGUCACUCAACUCGGCAACCGGAUCGGUCGUCGCAAAUCCCUCAUCGUGUCAGCAGUUGUAGCUACAGUGGGCCUGGUCAUACAAGCUUCAUCAUACAGCCUGGGCCAACUCGUUGUUGGUCGGCUCGUCUCUGGCGCAGGUAAUGGCGGCGUCAAUGCGAUCGUCCCCGUCUGGCAGAGCGAGUGCACCCAGCCGAAAAGCCGCGGCAAGAACGUGGUCAUCGUCGGUGUGUUUAUUGCCAGUGGUAUAGCGGCGGCCGGCUGGGUUAAUGUAGGGCUUUCCUAUCUGGAAGAAAGCGAGGUGGCAUGGCGUCUGCCUCUGGCCAUACCAAUCCUCUUCACGCUCCCACUCAUGACUCUGACCAUGACCUUUCCCGAGUCACCUCGAUGGCUCAUCAGCAACGGGCGCAGGGAGGAAGCUCAUGCUGCCAUAUGGGCGCUCACCGGGCGCGAGGAGUCCACUGCUGAGAUGCAAGAGUUGGAACGCGUCCUACAACAAACGCCCACCCAGGAACGGGGUUUCAUGGAUCUGCUCAUACCAGGACCCCAACGUCUCUUUUACAGGCUCUGUCUCGCUGUCGGUAUCAACUUCUGUGCUCAGAUGACCGGCGCUAAUGUCAUCUCCUACUACGGCAAGACCAUUUUCCGCGACUCCCUGGGCCUCUCGGGUGACAAGGCAUCGCUCCUCAACGCGGGCGUCCUGACCUGGAAGAUCUUCGCUGCGAUAUCGGCAUACUUAUCCGUUGAUCGCUUUGGCCGCAAGCCCCUCUUUAUCACCGCCUGUCUAGGGAUGGGUCUCUCCAUGGCUGGUCUGGCUGGGACCGUCUGGGCGAUCGAGAACCGACCGGGAUCUACGCUCGGCGCAUCUGUCGCAGCGACCUUCUUCCUCUUCCUGUUCAUGACCUUCUUCCCCCUUGGCUUCCUAGGCGCAAACUUCCUCCUCGGUAGUGAGAUUGCACCACAGGAUCUGCGUGUGCAUCUUGCCGCUGUCGGCACGGCAGCGCAUUGGCUUUUCAACUUUGUGAUCGCAGAAAUCACCCCCGUUGCCUUCACAACGAUCAAGUACCGGUACUAUAUUGUUUAUGCAGUAAUCGGCGUCUCCGCCUCGAUCAUGGUAUACUUCUUUUGCCCAGAGACAAAAGGUCGCUCCCUAGAAGAGAUGGAUAGUCUCUUCUCUGAGCCCGAGGCAUGGUGGAAGGUGACUGCCUGCGCGCGCAUAAAUAGGCAUGGGGAUGGAAACAGAAAUAUGAAUAAGGAGUUGGUAUUAGUUGGCAACGAGAAGCAUGAUGUCGAACAGUUUGAGACGGUUGCACGUUAG
Aspergillus nidulans FGSC A4 is the source of this 1611-nucleotide messenger RNA. RefSeq lists its product as uncharacterized. Gene Ontology annotation, biological process: carbohydrate transmembrane transport; proton transmembrane transport; transmembrane transport. The coding region runs from base 1 to 1611 and encodes 536 amino acids. Gene Ontology annotation, molecular function: transmembrane transporter activity. NCBI's taxonomy places the organism in Eukaryota, Fungi, Ascomycota, Eurotiomycetes, Eurotiales, Aspergillaceae. Gene Ontology annotation, cellular component: membrane. The record is from RefSeq and is a predicted model, not a curated record. The transcript is spliced from 2 exons.